Molecule: messenger RNA, 2034 nt
Organism: Bacillus rossius redtenbacheri
Lineage: Eukaryota; Metazoa; Arthropoda; Insecta; Phasmatodea; Bacillidae
Exons: 2
Coding region: 1-2034 (677 amino acids)
Source: RefSeq, a predicted model, not a curated record
AUGUCAUUUUUUCGGGGCGGCACCAAUGACUAUCGCAGUGACUAUCACAGUGACAGUGCCACUGACUACCGCAGUGACUACCGCAGUGACAGUGCCACUGACUACCGCAGUGACAGUGCCACUGACUACCGCAGUGAUUACCACAGUCACGGUGCCACUGGCUACCACAGGUACUACCACAUUCACGGUGCCAAUGGCUACCACAGGUACUACCACAGUUACGGCGCCACUGACUACCGCAGUGACUACCACAGUUACGGCGCCACUGACUACCGCAGUGACUACCACAGUGACAGUGCCACUGACUACCACAGGUACUACCACAUUGACGGGGCCACUGACUACCGCAGGUACUACCACAGUCACGGUGCCACUGGCUACCACAGGUACUACCACAGUCACGGUGCCAAUGGCUACCACAGGUACUACCACAGUUACGGCGCCACUGACUACCGCAGUGACUACCACAGUGACAGCGCCACUGAUUACCACAGGUACUACCACAGUCACGGUGCCACUGACUACCGCAGGUACUACCACAGUCACGGUGCCACUGGCUACCACAGGUACUACCACAGUCACGGUGCCAAUGGCUACCACAGGUACUACCACAGUUACGGCGCCACUGACUACCGCAGUGACUACCACAGUGACAGCGCCACUGAUUACCACAGGUACUACCACAGUCACGGUGCCACUGGCUACCACAGGUACUACCACAGUCACGGUGCCACUGGCUACUACAGGUACUACCACAUUGACGGGGCCACUGACUACCGCCGGUACUACCACAGUCACGGUGCCACUGGCUACCACAGGUACUACCACAGUGACAGUGCCACUGACUACCACAGGUACUACCACAUUGACGGGGCCACUGGCUACCGCAGGUACUACCACAGUGACGGUGCCACUGGCUACUACAGGUACUACCACAGUGACGGCGCCACUGACUACCGCAGGUACUACCACAGUGACAGUGCCACUGACUACCACAGGUACUACCACAGUUACGGCGCCACUGACUACCGAAGUGACUACCACAGUUACGGCGCCACUGACUACCGCAGGUACUACCAGAGUGACGGGGCCACUGACUACCACAGGUACUACCACAUUGACGGGGCCACUGACUACCGCAGGUACUACCAGAGUGACGGGGCCACUGACUACCGCAGGUACUACCACAUUGACGGGGCCACUGACUACCGCAGGUACUACCACAUUGACGGGGCCACUGACUACCACAGGUACUACCACAUUGACGGGGCCACUGACUACCACAGGUACUACCACAUUGACGGGGCCACUGACUACCACAGGUACUACCAGAGUGACGGGGCCACUGACUACCGCAAGUACUACCACAGUGACAGUGCCACUGACUACCACAGGUACUACCACAGUGACAGUGCCACUGACUACCACAGGUACUACCACAUUGACGGGGCCACUGACUACCACAGGUACUACCACAUUGACGGGGCCACUGACUACCACAGGUACUACCACAGUUACGGCGCCACUGACUACCGCAGGUACUACCAGAGUGACGGGGCCACUGACUACCACAGGUACUACCACAUUGACGGGGCCACUGACUACCGCAGGUACUACCAGAGUGACGGGGCCACUGACUACCGCAGGUACUACCACAUUGACGGGGCCACUGACUACCACAGGUACUACCAGAGUGACGGGGCCACUGACUACCGCAGGUACUACCACAGUGACAGUGCCACUGACUACCACAGGUACUACCACAGUGACAGUGCCACUGACUACCACAGGUACUACCACAUUGACGGGGCCACUGACUACCACAGGUACUACCACAUUGACGGGGCCACUGACUACCGCAGUGACUACCAGACAGCCGCGAGAGCGCUGGUGUCGCGGCGUGUGCAAGUGAGCAGCGCUGGGCUCGAGGAGAAGUGGGCGUGCUGCAGGCGAGGAGUGCAGCGGGGCGGCAUGCAGUGUGCUCUCGUGCAGCGGGUUCGCCAGCGCCGCAGCUAUGUGCCCCGACCCGCGUAG